This is a messenger RNA of Oncorhynchus keta (chum salmon), 1172 nucleotides long. Its product is annotated as T-cell surface antigen CD2-like. Bases 117 to 1082 code for a protein of 321 amino acids. The record is from RefSeq and is a predicted model, not a curated record. The transcript is spliced from 5 exons. NCBI's taxonomy places the organism in Eukaryota, Metazoa, Chordata, Actinopteri, Salmoniformes, Salmonidae.
ACACACACACACACACACACACACAGACAGGAUGUCCCCUCGCUCAGAAAUAUGAUGAACAGAGCGCUCACAGACACACAGACACAGUCUGGAGCAGGUGCAAUCACUCCGUGAGAAUGUCAGUGGUGAUGCUGAUAUCUCCCAUCCUCCUCGCUCUGGGGUUUGCAGGUGCCGAGGAGUGUACUAUGUAUGCUGCUGUUGGGAAGAACAAGGUGAUUGACCAUGGCCUGGAGUUGCUUGGACAGUCAUUUCACUUACGGUGGUCCCAUGACGAUAAGAUAGUUUACGACACCAGGAAGAAUACUAAGCCAAAACCCCAGACCACACCGAAUGGUUCUCUGUUACUAACUAACCUACAGCUGAAUAAUACAGGGCCUUACCAGGUCACCAUCUACGACAACGCGGGAAAACUCGUGUUAGAAAAAACAACUCACCUGUGUGUGCUCUUGCCUGUGUCUAAGCCACGUCUGACACACACCUGUACGGAUGCAUCUGUCAGUCUGAGGUGCGAUGUGGGGAACUCUGUGGAUGUUAACGUGGUGUGGAGCCGUAACAGACAAACACUGACAGGAUCCACUGACAAAACUCUGACAAUAACCAAGGCAAUGCUGAAAUCUGUAGACCUCUACGUGUGUACAGUGAGUAACAAAGCCAGUGAAGAGAAGAGUGACGAUGUUAACCCUGAAUGUGCAGAGGAUUCUUCCUCUACAGUGCUUUUGUUUGGGAUGAAGCUAUGGCUGAUGGUGGCGAUUCUGGCUGGUGGAGGUGGUCUGCUCCUCAUCCUCUUCGUCAUCACCUUGGUGUGUGUCUGCCAGAGCCGCAGGCGGCGCGCGAGUCGCAUAAAAGAAGAGGAGGAGAUGAGACUUGCGCCCCUCACCCAGCCCACGCGUCAAGCAUCCCUCCACCACCACCAUCACCCCCACAAGUCCCAGAGCCGAACCCGGCCGAAAAACAGAACUCCAUCACAGGCCACCCAAAACUCCAGACCAGUGCCUCGACCCAGGUCUCCACAGCCUAAACCAGAUGAUGCACCGCCCAUACCAAUUCCCAGGCGGACAGGACCCUGGAACCACAGGAGUUAGGUGUGUGUGUGUGUGGGGGGUCACACAAUGGUCACACAAUGGUUCAAACUUUGAUUGCAGCAGUUACAAAUAAAGAGCAGUGCUUCACCA